Leptopilina boulardi is the source of this 3776-nucleotide messenger RNA. RefSeq names its product far upstream element-binding protein 1 (gene Psi). Gene Ontology annotation, biological process: regulation of DNA-templated transcription. NCBI's taxonomy places the organism in Eukaryota, Metazoa, Arthropoda, Insecta, Hymenoptera, Figitidae. The record is from RefSeq and is a predicted model, not a curated record. Gene Ontology annotation, molecular function: mRNA binding. Bases 228 to 2585 code for a protein of 785 amino acids. Gene Ontology annotation, cellular component: cytoplasm; nucleus. The transcript is spliced from 13 exons.
AUAUUUCGUGGCCAGACGCUUGCGCCUUCUCCCAUCGCCAAAUGGUUUCUUUUCGCUCGUAAACCAGAUUUUGUGUAAUUAAUAAAAGUAACUAUAUAACAAAUAGUGAUCGAAAAUUGUGUAUUGCAAGGGCUCUUCAAGGAAACAACUGAAAUCUGUUUGACGAAAGGCUCAUUUAGAGCGAAGAAAGGACAAUUUUGUAACAGUUAACCCCUUCAUGGUUCAACAUGAAUGAUUAUUCAGCGGUCGCUCCGCCUCAAAAUUUCUCCCAGAGUUCGGCAUUUGCCGCUGCAUUACAGCGCGCCAAACAGAUUGCAGCCAAAAUCAAUCCUGGAGGCACACAAAAUAAUCAAGAUGGAAAAUUAAAACGUCCACUGGAAGACAGUGCAGAACCGGAGGCCAAAAAAAUGGCACCACUUGUAGCGGAUCCUUUAGCUGGUAUUCGUGGUGGUCCAGCAAUCGCUAUUCCAGAUCCAAGUAUUCAAAUUAGAUCCGCACAAUCUCCUCCACCUUCUGUUGGAUUGGGUGGUAUUUGCAACGAAGACAUUAGAGUUCCUGACAAAAUGGUUGGCUUGAUAAUUGGACGAGGUGGAGAACAAAUAACAAGGUUGCAAAGUGAAACAGGAUGUAAAAUACAAAUGGCGCCAGAAAGCGGUUUGCCAGAACGCAUUUGCACUCUAACAGGAUCGCGAGAUGCUGUCAAUCGAGCGAAGGAUCUUGUGCUGUCGAUUGUGAAUCAACGUAGUCGAACGGAAACCGGAACACCAGGAGAAUUAAAUGUCAGCAUUGGAGCACCAUCCGUUGGUGUACCAUUUGGAGAAGCUGGGGGUCAAUCGCAACCAGCACCAACAUCAACACCAAUGAUGGGUCAUCCUGGUUUCGUUGAAAUUAUGAUUCCUGGACCUAAAGUUGGUCUCAUCAUUGGAAAAGGAGGUGAAACAAUUAAACAUCUUCAGGAGAAAUCUGGCGCAAAAAUGGUCGUUAUUCAAGAAGGACCCAAUCAGGAGCAAGAGAAGCCUUUGAGAAUCACUGGUGAUCCACAAAAAGUUGAAUAUGCCAAAACUUUGGUGUAUGAAUUAAUAGCGGAAAAGGAAAUGCAAAUGUUUAACAGAGGCCCACGUGGUGGAGGUGGUGGUGACAGAGGUGGAAAUGGAGCCGGAGGACCUGGUAAUUUUAACAAUGAUAAUAGUGGAGGAAAUCCUGGAGCUGGUUUCAAUCAAGGACCGCCAAAUGGUGAAGGUGUUGAGAUUCUUGUUCCGCGAGCUGCCGUUGGUGUUGUUAUUGGAAAAGGCGGUGAUAUGAUAAAGAAAAUUCAAGCCGAAACUGGUGCACGUAUGCAAUUCCAACAGGGAAGAGAGGACGGUCCUGGUGAUAGGAAAUGUCUCUUGUCAGGAAAAGCUCCAAAUGUCGAACAAGCUCGGCAACGUAUUCAGGAGCUAAUUGACAGCGUAAUGAGACGAGAUGAUGGAAGAAAUCCAAUGGGCGGUGGAAGAAAUGGUCCACGUGGAAAUGGAUUUGGCGGCGGUGGACGACCAAAUGAAUACGGUGGUUGGGAUAGGCGUCAAGGCGGUGGUGGCGGUGGAGGUGGUGGUGGAGGCGGUCCAAUGCAAGAUAAGGUUGAAACAACCUUUACAGUACCAUCCACGAAAUGUGGAAUUAUAAUUGGCAAAGGUGGCGAAACAAUUAAACAGAUAAAUAUGCAAACGGGAGCUCAUUGUGAAAUGGAUCGACGAAAUCAAAACAAUGAAAUUGAAAAGAUUUUCUUUAUCCGCGGUAAUCCAGAACAAGUUGAGCAUGCCAAGAGAUUAUUUAGUGAAAAAUUGGGAAUGGCCCCGGGUGGACAGGCCGCACCAUACGGACAACCAGGACAAGGUGCACUUGGUUAUAAUCCAAGCUGGAACGCGAAUCCAGGAUAUCAAGCUUGGCCUAGUCAACCACAACCGACCGAUCCAUCUGGCAAUCCAAAUCAAGGGUCAAUUCAAGUGAAUCCACAAACUGGACAGCCAGAUUACAGUGCACAGUGGGCAGAAUAUUAUCGUUCAUUGGGAAUGCAUCGAGAAGCCGAGAUGAUUGAACAACAAGCCAAGCAAGGAAAACCUGAUCUCAAUUCACAAGCAGGAGGAGGCGCGAAUCCUUCGAAUCCAGCAGCAGCUGGAGGUGCGGGUCCAACACAACAGCAAACACAAGCACAGCCGCAAGCACAGCAAGCUGCUGCACAAAAUGGAGGACAAGCCGAUUAUAGUGCACAAUGGGCUGAAUAUUACAGAAGUAUCGGCAAAAUUAAAGAAGCUGAAGCAAUUGAAUCACAAAUGAAAGCUGGCAAGAUGGGUGCGCCUAAUAAUCAAAUGGUACAAUUACAAAUACAGCCGGCGAUGCAGGCACAACCAGCUGGACCACAAAGCGCAACACCGAAUGCAUUUCCACAAGCUUAUGGAAAUUAUCCAGGAAUGAAUGCCGGCGGUGCUCCCGCUUAUUAUGGUGGUGCUGCAAAUUCCGCAGGUCAACCCCAACCAGGACAACAAAAUCCGUCUUUCCCAACUGGAUAUCAAAAUUAUCCAUAUCCACAGCCAAACUCCGAUAACUGAGAAAAAGGCCAAUAAACAUAAUAAAACACUGAAAAGGGCCAAUAACAGAGUCAGAGAUCUUGUGACUGCGGAUGAAGCAAGGAAGAGCAGAUUCAGUGUGUAAAUACAAGCUGCCUCUUCAGUAUUACAUAAUUUCACACAAAAAAAAAAGAAAAAAAAAACGAAGCUCUGUUUCAAAACAAUUUUCAGCUCAAAGUCAAUCCAAUUCCUAAGACCGUUAGAUUUUAAGAAAAAAAAAAUGUCUCUGAAUUCAUUAUAAUAUAUAUAGUCAAUAAGCAAAAAAAAAACUAUCGGAUUGUGUGCAAAAAGAAUAUUGUUUUUUAUAUUUUGAACUUUAUUUUUUUUUUCUUUUUUAGAAAUAUUUUUUUUAAUGAAAUUGUCAAUAAUGAACAAUUUCAUUUUUUCGAUAGUAGCAAAGUGAAAAUAAAAAUAAUUUUGAAAUAUAUAUGUAUAGGAAUUUGUUUUUUUUUUUUAUUUGAUGAAUGCAUGCAAUCCACUAGUUUUGCAAUUUACAACAAAAAUGUAAGCGUUUUAAAAUAAUUUUCGUUAAUGAAGAUUUAUCAAUUUAUAAGCGCCAUUUUUUUCCAUGCUUUCGAAUGUAACAAGCCUAUUUGUAACAUUUCUUUUUUUAAUUACUUUAUCAUUGUAAUGAAUUUGUAUCUUCUUUUACUUAUUUACAAAGUCAGCCAUAAUUGUGGAGUUUUCUCCAAAAAAAAACAAAAAAAAAAAAAAAAAGGAUGAAUUUAUAAUAAAUAUUUAAUUCUCGACGGUAAUCAAUUCGUUCCUUAAGGUGAUAUUUAAUUUAAGAUACCUUUUACAAAUAUAUUAUAUAUCAUAAAAAAUAUUUCAAAAAAUUUUUGAGGGAAAAAAAAACAAAAACACGCGCGAAAAAUUAUGACACAUGUGUCGAGUGUUUAAAAAUAAUUUUAUAUAAUCUUUUUCGAAGAUUACAAAGACAACUUCUAUAUACCCAAAUUCUUCCCUUUUAUUUACUAUAUAAUAUAGUAUAUUUUUUUUUUGGUUUUGACAUUGUACAAUGUGCAGCAUUUGCUUCGAUGAAUAAUACUCAGUUUGAGAUCAUAAAUACAUUAUUACGAAGGUUAAAAUUUAUGCGUACUCUUUGAUUAAUGUUUCAACUAAAAUCAAUUCCUAUGCGUUUUAAUAUUUAAAUAUAUAAUUAAUAUGCAUACA